CCUUGCGAGAACGUUAACAUUUUGUUUUGUGUUAUUUUAUCAAUAAUUGCUAUUAAAAUACAUAUAAGUGUUGUUUAAUAUCAUUGCCCACGUUUUGGUAUGUUGCGAAUACGUACUGAUAAUUUAUUAUAAGCAACCUAUGAUUUUAUUAACUAAACCAUUUGUGAUCAACUGAUCACCAUAUGAGCAAGCGAAGUUUAUCAACGGGGACGAUGGUAGCUACAAAGCAUAAAAACAAAGUACCAUGCUCAACCCCCGAGCCGCAAGCAGAUUCUCCAUCAAGAGAUAGUGAUUCAGUGUGUGACUCCGAAGCGGCCAGCCCAGUCCCCUUCCUCUGCACUCAAGAUGGAGCGGAAGGCGAAACAGAUGUUGUCUGGAACUAUUACACACCAAAGGCUGAACAAACAGCUGUGUCCCGAAUCAAAAAUUCCACACCACUCAGUAGGAAAGCAAGAAAAAUAUCAAAAACUAAACUAAUUGACCGGCCAACACCUAAACGCAAAGUUGUCAGUAAAGUAUCACACAAAAAGACUGCACUAUUCCAAGAGCUGAUGGAAUUAAACCAGAAUGUGCAUGAAUUGAUUACUAAGAAACGGUCCAGUGAAGUUACUGACGAAAAACAGUCUGGAAGUGAAGAAGACAUUUUUAGUGAUUCGUCCGGCCAAUCUCCCAAAAGCUGCUUUAAAUCAUCAAGGUGUCUUAGAAAAAACCUCUUAAGUUCAAAAUUUGCUAAACCGGAUACGGAACCAGCUUUGGAAUCUGAUGAUUCAAUGAAUGAGUGCCUUAUUAAAGCCAGUCAGGUUAUUGAGGAAAAUAUAUUAAAAGUAACACCACCGAAGAAACCUAGAUUUGAACCAAAAUCAAAGAAUAUUAAGUCAAGUAUAAACUUCCAAAUGGAUCAAGAUUCUAUGGAUGCCAUAUUAAAUAGCAUUAAACUGGACUCUCCUUUAUUAAUGCGUACAAAGAAGGCUGAAUCUCCAAGCCUUAAUAAUGAUUCUUUUGAUAACUUAGUAGGAAACUUAAAUGACAGUACAUUAGACAGGCUAACACAGGCUCCAAACAGUAAAAGUAAAUUAAACAACUCGAAAAGCACAUGUUGGAUGAUAGAUGAUAUAGUUUUGCAUGAUGACAGCAUGUCUAAGUCAUUUUUCGGGCGGCAUAACUCAAUGCCGGAGUCACCAUCAGUAAAUAAUAAGCCAUCUACAAGCGGUAUGGUUAUUACACGGUAUAGCUCUAUGCCACAUGGAAAUACUGAAAAAGGAACAGAUCCCAGUGACUCUCCAAUCAGAUGUACUCAAGAUGAAAUCAAGAGGAAACAUCAACUGGCGCGAGAGAAACUUCUCGCAAAAAGACUUCUACCAUUCACUUCACAGUCCAGUCAAGUUCCAGUUCCACAGCCAACGGAAACUAAGAAAAAACAAUUCCAGCCUAAAUUUGCCAGUACAGUGAACAAGGUCCCUAAUUCUACUAACAAUGUUGCCAACACAGUGACCAAGGUACCUAAUUGUACUAACAAUGUUGCCAACACAGUGACCAAGGUACCUAAUUUUACUAACAAUGUUGCCAACACAGUGAAGAAGGUACCUAAUUUUACUAGUAAUGUUGCCAGCACUAAUAACAAAAUACCUCCAAAAGAUAAUAGUUCUUUAAAUCAGGCUUCCAGUAUGAAUUUUCAACAAAAUAAUGCUAUGAUUAGUGAUAAGUCAAAAGAUAUAAAAUUGCUUAUUGAAAAGAAAAGGCAAGAGGCUCUGUUGAAAUUAAGACGCCGCCAACCGCAGAAAUAAAAUAUAGGCAUAGCUUGUCUAUAUGUGCUUUAUCAUAGAAAAGAAAACUAUAGAAUACAUAUACAAGAGCCCGUCUAAGGGUUGUAUUCCAUCUGUUGAAUAUGUUGGUUAAAUGUGCGUCUCACUCUCUCAUUCUCAUUAAGCAAAAUGUGAGACUUACAUACACAUUGGACCAAGAUAUUGGACAGAUGGAAUACCACCAUAAGCUAACUUUGUAUCGACUAUACCAUAAUAAAGUGUCAUUAUAAGCCAGAGAAACUUUACAAAAAAAAAUCACCUAAAAACGCAAAGCCCGAUGAAGCUGUAUUUUUGGAUACUGACUUUGGCUGAAAAAUGUUAGCAAAAUUUUAUUUUAUAAAAAAAAAAUACAACACAGCUCUAUUCGUCGUCGUACUUAUAGUAUAAGCCCCAUAUAGACGAUUAACUUGCAUGCAAUUUUCGUUAAGCUUCACAAACAGAUCGUUGUCGUUAGCAAUAUAUCGAAUAUUACAUGCAAGUUCUUGAACCAUCUCAAUGCUUAAUUUUCCCAGUGGUAACAGAAGAGCAAAAAUUUCCAGCUGUUACCAAGAGUACAAGUUGGUGGUAACUGGUAACAUCUCGGAAUAACUAAAGGGGCGCGCCUAAAAACGGGUUGCGAACCAUUGUGAUAAGAAGAGCGACUAAAUUAUGAUAAAAUAUGUAUAGUUUAAGUAACAUAUAUGUAUUAUACUGAGUUUGUAAUCAACUUUUUUUAUAUAUGUUUUUUUUUUUCACCUUUGAACCAAUAUGCCCAAGACUUAAGAAGUUGAAAACUAGUUCGUUUUUUUAGCAUUAGAAAGAACUUGCAAGAAGGUAAGCGAUCUUGACAUGUCUUUUAAUUGAAAAACGCUUUUUAAAAAUCAGUAACUAUUACUUAUGAAAGCAGAAGAAUAUAAAUGAUCGUAUUAGAUUCAUAAUUGUUACAUAUUUGCCAUAACUUAUUUUUAAAAUGUGUUUUUCAAUUAAAAGACACAUCAAGAUUGUUUACCUUAUUUCUAAUGCUAAAAAAAACGAACUAUAG
Messenger RNA from Cydia splendana, 2823 nucleotides. RefSeq lists its product as uncharacterized. Lineage: Eukaryota; Metazoa; Arthropoda; Insecta; Lepidoptera; Tortricidae. The coding region runs from base 183 to 1784 and encodes 533 amino acids. The record is from RefSeq and is a predicted model, not a curated record. The transcript has 3 exons.